Juglans regia (Persian walnut) is the source of this 2005-nucleotide messenger RNA. RefSeq lists its product as uncharacterized. Bases 174 to 1448 code for a protein of 424 amino acids. The transcript is spliced from 13 exons. Lineage: Eukaryota; Viridiplantae; Streptophyta; Magnoliopsida; Fagales; Juglandaceae. The record is from RefSeq and is a predicted model, not a curated record.
CUGCAUCCAUACAAUGCCCAUUUUUUGUUUUUGUUAUUCGUUUUUCUAUCAUUCUUUUUAGGUGCUUGCUUUCCUUGUCCAUUGGUUUCCAUUUCUCCAUAACCAGGGCUUGGGAGGGAUUCGGUUCCUCCACCCAAUCUAUGUUAUAAGAAAGAUUCUGCAGUAUUGCUAGGAUGGCUGUCAGCUUCAAAUACUGGGAUGAUUGCAUUGAUCCAAUUGACAUGGGAGAAAUGUGGAGUAUUCCCGAAGUGAGGACUGAAUGGUUAGAUGCUGGAGAGUCUAGAGAACAAAAAGUUCACCUCUCUCGAGAUCCGGAUGGACAGCCUUAUUUGACACAAACUGAAAUGAAGGCUGUGGCUGAGAUUGUUGUCCGCAGACAUUUCGAUUCACGAAUAGAUCUCGAUAUGAUAUGUUCUAUUGCUGAACUUGAAAGCGACAGACAACCCCUUGCUAUGCGGUAUGACCGAAAAACUAAGGAUACUACUAUAGGGAUCAUGCAACUUUCACUAAAAACUGCUGAGUGGCUGGUCAGUGAGUUGGGGUACAGGUCAUAUGAAGGGGAGGGGAAUCCAGAUUUUCUAUUCCGGCCUUUUGUAAGCAUAUAUCUUGGUGCUGCUUACAUUCAGUGGUUAUGCAAUUUUGAGCAUACAGAAAGAAGUGAAGAGUUCAUAGUUAGGUCAUAUAAAAGGGGUCCAAAAAAGGCAACUCAUAAAUCAACUUUGGCAUAUUGGAAACGGUAUCUUUCAGUCAAAGAAUGUCUUCCAUCCAGAAAAUUAUUUGAUAAUGGUCCUUUGUCGAAUGAUGCUUCAACAUCUACAACACCUGCACCUGCUUCACAAACUCCUGGCGUUGUUUACACAUAUUGGGACUCUAGAGCUUCUCCAGAGGACAUGGAAGAAUUGUGGAAUCAUCCUGAGGUCCUUAAAGAGUGGACUAAAUCUGGAGAGAGACGGGGAAAAGUGCGAUUUUCCCAUGAUGACAGCAAAAGGCCCUAUCUCUCACGGGUGGAACUAAAGGCAGUUGCUGAAAUCAUUUUGUCAAAACACUUCAGCACAAAAGCAGUUAAACCUACAGUUCUUUGUGCUCUUGCGGAGGUUGUUAACAUGCGUUUUGUCAAUGGAGUUGGCCCCCGUCCUGGAAUAAUGGGAAUUGACUAUUCAACAGCUUUCUGGCUUUACAUGGAGUUGGGCUACAAGGCUUAUAGAAUUGAUUCUGUUGACGAUCUAACCAAGCCAUUCGUGUCAAUGUAUUUUGGUGCGGCAUAUUUGGCAUGGUUAUCAGAAUAUGAAGGGAGGGAAAGAACUCCACAGUUUGUUGUUCAGGCUUUUAUUGCUGGGCCAAAGAAUGCGAAUCUUCAGGAGACAGGUCCAAUUUGUCUCAAAUUCCAGCAAACAUUGAGUAAUUAUGAAGACACGAAGAGGGAUGAAGUGGGCUGCACCAUCUUGUAAGCUGACAAACAUCACCUUACAUUUUUCAAAAGAUCAUCUGGUGUGAUGCUUCAAGUUGCUUUAAGAAGUUAUAUACAGUCUAAAAGCAUUGUACAAAAGCCAAAAUAAGAUGGGGUGAACAUCUUUAUACAGCAGUUAUUGCUUUUAUAGAAUCAUUUAGUGGAUAUCUCUGGCAACCUUUUCUGUGAAAACUAUGGGGGACAGAAAAAAGGCCAAAACAUUUCUCCUCAUUGGGCACUCUUAGAAAGGGAAAUAUUUUAGCCACAAAAGAUUAUACAAAAGUAAACCACAAACUGAUGUGGCUUGAUAUGGUACGUCAAACUAAAGUUAUUUUUAUUAUAAAGUAGAUCUAACGGAUCUUAUAAAGCCACGUUAGUUUGUAGGUUUACAUUUGUGUAAUUUUUUGGUGUCCGUAGGAGUUCUCUUUAUAAAUUAUGAACAUUUUACUGUAUACUGAUGAUAUUCUUGUUUCAGUCGACAUAUAGUGAAACUACAGUUACUAUUUGGUCUAAUUUUUCACACACACACACACACACGUGCGUGUGUGUCUUAAGAUU